AUUUUGCUGCUUUUAACUUCAGAUAUUUUAGAAUAUUACCAUAUAACAAGUAAAAAAAGUCGCGUGAAGACGAGCAGCGAGUGAAGAAGAUGCGCGUCUUGGUCCUGGCGAGUGUGUUGGCAGCGAGCGCUGCUCAUCGAGCAUGGAACUCAGCAACGCGGUACUCUCAGUACAACAGGUCUCCAUACUUUGGAGCAGCAGCAGGAGCUUGGCAAUCCCCCGCCGGGUUCUCUGAAUACAGCAUCUCGCCUACCUUUGGCGAAGCAGAUUUCGACCCCUUCGCGGCGCAGUUCCCUUCGUGCAGAGGCUCCCGCCAGUCCCCCAUUAACUUGGACCCGUACUCCUUCCCAGUGAAGGAGUUUGAGCCUUUCUACUUCCAUCGGUAUCACCAAAUUCCUGAAGAAGAAAACAUCAUCAACAACGGACAUUCAGGUCAAAAAUAAUAUAUAUUUAUAUCAGUUGGAACACUAAAUCUUUCUUGAAAUGCGGGUGACAAUAUGUCCAUAGACGUGUUUAUUUUUAAGAAUUCAAACGCAAAGAAAAUAGUAAAAAAAAAUUCCCCACUUUUCUAAAAAAGAAAACGUUACGGAGUCCAGCUCCAUCGUCCGUUCGAAGCCGAGAACACAAAUACCAAAAAUUAGAAUUCUCAUAGAAAUAUUAAAAUAGAAAUUGUCAAAUGAAAACAAAAGAAAACAAAUAGAAAUGAAGUAAGCGUUAACAGACAAACCUAUCUAUUUACAACUUAGAAGGGACAAGAUCUGAAGGCAGCAUUUAAACUAGGCUUCUCAUUAAAAAUAUACCGGCAUUCCAAAAUUUGUAGUUCAGAAGCACCGGUUGUGAAGACUAAAACUCUAAAAUCACUAUCGGACGCCGGGACGCUGCGGUGCUCCGCAUGAACGCCUACAGCUCAAUAAGGGGGAUGCGAAAGCGAGUUUCCUGUUCUAAAUUCAUCCCUUUGUGCUCCGCCAGCCAGGUAUAAAAAUUGCGUGAUGUCAGACCGACAAACGCUGAUGCGCACUGCGCGCAACAAUAUUGAUAAACUAGGGGCAUCGCACAGGAACAGGGAGAGCAUCGUUAUACAGGAAAAAUCAGCUCAUUUUAAAAUUAUUCACCAGUAUGACAUCAAU
This is a messenger RNA of Hyalella azteca, 1127 nucleotides long. RefSeq lists its product as uncharacterized. The record is from RefSeq and is a predicted model, not a curated record. Bases 90 to 443 code for a protein of 117 amino acids. Lineage: Eukaryota; Metazoa; Arthropoda; Malacostraca; Amphipoda; Hyalellidae. The transcript has 5 exons.